GGGCGGGAAAAGCAAGGCGGCUGUUAGGCCUAGGCCGCCCGGCCACCAACCCGCCAGGCCCCCCGCCCCCCCCCCGGCGAACAGCGGGCGAGGGCGGAGCGGCCUUGGCCGGUGGCGGAAGGGGCCGGGUUUCCGUGGCGGAAGAAGUGGCGGCUGCCUUGCUUGAGUGACUGAGGGCCUGGAAGGGCUUCCUGUUGUUGUUGUUGUGACCGGCCGUUGGCCUGGCUGCUUCGCUCCGCUGCCGGAAUGUUACUGGAUUUCUUCAGCCAGAACCUUCCCUGCCAGCGGAAUAUUUUUGCCAAGUGUUUGCUUGAAUGCAGGAAAAGGAGGUGUUUGAUGGAUUACCAAGAAAUUUCCAUGAGAGGUAGACAAGGGUCACUGAAUAAACUUUAAAUGAAAAUUUGAAGAAGUUGCAACAAACUCUGGAACAAUAGCAUCUACUUUGUGUGAUUACAUGAUGACUUUUGCUUGUGUUAAGAUGAUGCCUGUACAUGGGUGGAAGCUCAUCUGAAGUGCUGUAUAAACCAGUUCAUUUUCUUAUGAAGUCGUAAUGAUAAGCAGCCAACAAAAUUGAGUGGAAUUUUGUAAUGUGCAUCGAGGUAUAAUUGCAGAUGCUGUUGCUCUGUGGUCGUUAGAAGAUCCCUUGGAACCAUAGGGAGCCCUUCAGAGGCAGCCAUGGAGAAGAUGGCCAGGGUGACCACUGCCCUUGGUGGCAAUACCAUCACUGGACGGACCAUGUUCUGCCACCUGGAUGCCCCUGCCAAUGCCAUUAGUGUGUGUCGGGAUGCUGCCCAGGUGGUGGUAGCUGGGCGCAACAUCUUUAAGAUCUACUCCAUAGAAGAAGACCAGUUUGUGGAAAAGCUGAACUUGCGUGUUGGCCGCAAGCCAUCCUUGAACUUCAGCUGUGCUGAUGUGGUAUGGCACCAGAUGGAUGAGAACUUGCUGGCCACAGCAGCCACCAAUGGAGUGGUUGUGACCUGGAACCUAGGCAAACCAUCCCGUAACAAGCAGGACCAGCUUUUCACAGAGCACAAACGAACGGUUAACAAGGUGUGCUUCCACCCCACAGAGGUGUACAUGCUUCUCAGUGGCUCCCAAGAUGGCUAUAUGAAAUGCUUUGACCUGCGAAAGAAAGAUUCUGUCAGCACAUUCUCGGGUCAGUCGGAAAGUGUGCGUGAUGUCCAGUUUAGUAUACGUGAUUACUUUACCUUUGCUGCUACCUUUGAGAAUGGAAAUGUUCAGCUGUGGGAUAUUCGCCGGCCUGACCGCUAUGAGAGGAUGUUCACAGCCCACAAUGGUCCUGUAUUCUGUUGUGAUUGGCACCCAGAAGACAGGGGCUGGUUGGCAACGGGAGGCCGAGAUAAGAUGGUGAAAGUCUGGGACAUGAACACCACCCGGGCUAAAGAGAUCUACUGUGUGCAGACAAUCGCCUCUGUGGCAAGGGUCAAGUGGCGGCCUGAAUGCAAGCACCACAUUGCCACGUGCUCCAUGAUGGUGGACCACAAUAUCUAUGUGUGGGAUGUACGUCGGCCUUUCAUCCCCUCUGCCAUGUUUGAGGAACACAAAGAUGUCACCACGGGGAUUGUGUGGCGUCACCUCCAUGACCCUUACUUCCUCCUCUCUGGCUCCAAAGACAGCACCCUUUACCAGCAUAUCUUCAAGGAUGCCAGCCAGCCUAUCGACCGGGCGAACCCCGAAGGGCUUUGCUACAGCCUCUUUGGGGACUUGGCUUUUGCUGCCAAGGAGAGCCUCAUCUCCUCUGAUUCUAACCGUAAGCGUGACCGACGCCAUCCUAUUUUCUUCAAGCGCAAGCUAGACCCCACAGAGCAGUUUGAGUUCAUCUCCUCUUCCAGUGCCCUAAGUGUGUUUGAAGCGGACGCAGAAUGCGAUGCUGGCAGCAUGGACUGGUUUGUACGGACCGCCAAGCAGUACGUGCUGACAGGGAGACCGCUAGCAGAGCUGUGUGACCAUAAUGCCAAAGUCGCCAAAGAGCUCAAGCGCAAUCAGGUUGCUCAGACGUGGACGAUGCUCCGGAUUAUUUACUCUGGCCCUAGCACUAUGGCCACUUCAAACCUAAAUCACAGCCUAGGGAAGAGUAGCUCCAGUCUUCCGCUCAUGAAUAGCUUUAACUUGAAAGAUAUUCCCUCUGGGAUAGGCAGUGAGUUGAGGCUGGAGAGGAGCAAGGGAGAGAGCCGACCUGAAAACAUCCUCAUGGAUUCUUCCUCUACCCUGAUCAAUAAUGAUGAGAACGAAGAGACUGAAGGCAGCGAUGUCCCUGCAGAUUAUCUCCUUGGGGAUGUGGAAGGAGAUGAAGAUGACCUGUACAUGAUGGACCAUGAGAACCCUCACACUGAGGAGCAAGAGUACAUCCUUCCCCAGGAGGCCUUUCCUUUGCGCCACGAGAUUGUGGACAACCCCUCUGCACUGGACCACUUGCAGGACAAAGCAAACUCCCCCCACGUCAGCGGCAACGAGGCAGAGACUGUGUCCCUGACGCCUGUGGAAUCUUUCUCCCUCAUCUCCAUCUCUCACUCUCUGUAUGACAGCCGCCUGCCUGCCGACUUCUUCAGCCCCAUCGUCCGCGACAUGCUGCUCUUCUAUGCUGAGCAAGGGGAUGUGCAGAUGGCGGUGUCUGUGCUUAUCGUGCUGGGGGAUCGCAUCCGGAAGGAGAUUGACGACCAGGCACAGGAACACUGGUACACUUCCUACAUUGACCUGCUGCAGCGCUUCCAGCUGUGGAACAUCUCCAACGAGGUGAUCAAACUGAGCACCUGCAGAGCCAUCACCUGCCUCAACCAGGCCUCCACCACCCUGCACAUCAACUGCAGCAAUUGCAAGAGGCCCAUGAGCAACAAGGGCUGGAUUUGUGACAGAGCUCUGUUUACCAGUAGCUGGAACAAUUCAGAGAAGAGAGUAUAUAAUAUCCCUGGCAUAACCCCAGAUAUGAUGAAGCUCAUUAUCGAAUAUGCCUACACAAGGACAGUACCCAUCACGGUGGACAAUGUGGAGAGGCUCCUUGUGGCUGCUGACCAAUUUAACGUGAUGGGCAUCGUCAGGGCCUGUUCCGAGUUCAUGAAAUGCCAGCUGUGCCUGGAGAAUUGUAUUGGCAUCUGCAAAUUCACGGAGUACUAUUACUGCCCCGAUCUGCGCCAGGCUGCUUACAUGUUCAUCCUGCACAACUUCGAGGAGAUGGUGAAAGCGUCUACUGAAUUCCUGGAGCUCUCGGUCAAUGAGUUUAAAGACAUCAUUGAAAAGGACGAACUCAAUGUGAAACAGGAAGACGCCGUCUUCGAGGCCAUCCUCAAAUGGAUUGUCCACGAUCCCGCCAGCAGAAAGCAACACAUGGCAGUCUUGCUCCCUAAGGUCCGCCUGGCCUUGAUGCAUGCCGAGUAUUUUAUGAACAAUGUCAAAAUGCAUGACUAUGUGAAGGAUAGCGAGGAGUGCAAGCCCAUUGUUAUCGAUGCCCUGAAAGCCAUGUACGAUCUCAACAUGAAUGGACCAUCCAGUUCCGAUUUCACCAACCCACUGACGAGACCCCGUCUGCCGUACGCCAUUUUGUUUGCCAUUGGCGGCUGGAGUGGGGGGAGCCCAACCAACGCCAUUGAAACGUACGAUGCCCGUGCAGACCGCUGGGUGAAUGUCACGUGCCAGCAGGAGAGCCCCCGGGCGUACCACGGUGCUGCCUACUUAAAGGGCUACGUCUACAUCAUUGGGGGCUUUGACAGCGUGGACUACUUCAACAGCGUCAAGCGAUUUGAGCCCGUCAAGAAGACGUGGCACCAGGUUGCACCCAUGCACUCGAGACGCUGUUAUGUUAGCGUCACCGUCCUUGAUAACUUCAUCUAUGCCAUGGGCGGCUUCGACGGCUAUGUGCGUCUCAACACGGCUGAGAGGUACGAGCCUGAGACCAACCAGUGGACCUUGAUAGCCCCCAUGCACGAACAAAGGAGUGAUGCAAGUGCUACAACCCUAUAUGGAAAGGUCUACAUCUGUGGUGGGUUCAACGGGAACGAGUGCCUGUUUACAGCGGAAGUAUACGACGCCAAGGUUGAUCAGUGGAGCUUGAUCGCACCCAUGAGAAGCCGGCGCAGCGGCAUUGGCGUGAUAGCGUAUGGAGAACACGUCUACGCAGUGGGCGGCUUUGACGGAGCCAACCGCCUUCGGAGCGCGGAGGCGUACAACCCCAUCGCCAACACCUGGCGAACCAUCCCAACCAUGUUCAACCCUCGGAGCAACUUUGGCAUUGAAGUGGUAGACGACCUGCUCUUUGUGGUGGGUGGCUUCAACGGCUUCACGACGACAUUCAAUGUAGAGUGCUACGACGAGAAGACGGACGAGUGGUACGACGCCCAUGACAUGAGCAUCUACCGUAGUGCCCUGAGCUGCUGCGUGGUGCCAGGGCUCCCCAACGUUGGGGAGUAUGCUGCCAGGCGGGACAACUAUGUGGGGUCAACCCAGAGAGAUGAGGUCAAGUACUCCUCAUCCACAAGUACACUGCCCGUGUGAAAAGCUCUCCUUGACUAAUAAAGCCCUCUAGCAAGAGCUAUACGCACAGGUGGAUUCACCUUUUUUUUCCCCACUCCUCCAACAUGAGCCAUGAGGCUAGUCCUCAUAGGUGAACUAAAGGCAUACAUUCCUCCCUACCUAGAAACUUCAAAAAAAUUCCAUUCCUUUAUCCUGUAGGAAGUCAUAGAGCCGAGGGACCCAAAGGCUAUCUAAGAAAGCUGUUGAGAACAGUGCAUGGGAUUUCAAGAAGAGCUACAGAGGGGAUAGAGGGUUGUGCCAUUUCUCUUGCUAUUGCUCAAAAAAAGAGUAGGGGGAAGACCCCGGAGGUACUCGGAAAUUAAAAAAACCAAACAGCAGCAUGCCAUGGCAACUAUGCAGAAGGGAAACGAUGAUGGUGAGCCAGUCUGCUUUUGUGUGUAUCUCAGGAUAUAGCUGCCACCCUCCACUCCGCCAGAUGAAGAGCCCUUUGUAAGUAGAAAGCUUGCAUAUUCCUGCCUCGGUAGAAGCUGACCCAA
This is a messenger RNA of Rhineura floridana, 5021 nucleotides long. It is a transcript of the gene WDR24, whose product is annotated as WD repeat domain 24. Gene Ontology annotation, molecular function: protein binding. The transcript has 13 exons. Gene Ontology annotation, biological process: positive regulation of TOR signaling. Lineage: Eukaryota; Metazoa; Chordata; Lepidosauria; Squamata; Rhineuridae. Bases 676 to 4506 code for a protein of 1276 amino acids. The record is from RefSeq and is a predicted model, not a curated record.